Messenger RNA from Prorocentrum cordatum, 1583 nucleotides. Lineage: Eukaryota; Dinophyceae; Prorocentrales; Prorocentraceae. The record is from the annotation of a GenBank genome assembly.
CCGGAGCCCAUCUCCCUGCUGCAUUGGUCGACUUUGAUCGACCUGUGAUGGCUCCGGGGCCCGAAGCUGGGCAGGACCGCCCGGUGUGAACAAAAUUGCACCGCCCAGCUCUCGAGGCAACGAAUGCCCCAUCUCCGGGGAAUCCGUAGCAAUUCUGGCUCGAGGUCGUUUGGACCUGCUUUUCUUUGGGCGCGAGCUCGGCCCGUGCGCUGGAUCCACGCGGCCGUCCGAAGAAGAGCCGCGCGCUGCAUCAAGUAGGCAUGACGAUGUACGAGAUGACUGACAUGCAGUACCAGGCGGUGUACAACGUGCUGUCGUUCGCCCUGGCGAGCAUGAUGGCCACCACUGUGUACUUGUGGUUCCGGUCCUUUGCGGUGCAGGACAAGUAUCGGAGUGCUGUCCUGAUUUCUGGCCUGGUGACGUUCAUCGCAGCUUACCAUUACUUCCGAAUCUUCAACUCUUGGGUGGAGGCUUACAGCUACCCCGCGGGCAAGCUCGUCGACGGUGCCAUGGUCGUCGAGGGCCCGAAGCUGACGGGCGUGCCCUUCAACGAUGCAUACCGGUACAUGGACUGGCUCCUGACGGUGCCGUUGCUGUUGAUCGAGAUCCUCCUGGUCAUGAAUCUCGACGCCGAGACCUACAGCGAGAAGGCCAAGGCGCUGGGCCUGUCCUCGGCCCUGAUGAUCGUGAGCGGCUACUACGGGGAGCUGACGGUGAGCGGCAACCUCGCCCCGCGCUGGAUCUGCUGGUUCGUGUCCAUGCUGUUCUUCGUGUACAUCUGCAAGGAGCUGCUGAUCGGCUUGGCCGCGGCCACCGAGAGCGAGAGCGACGCGGAGAUCAAGGGCAAGAUACGGCUGGCUCAGGUGAUGACGGUGAUCAGUUGGUGCACCUACCCGGUCGUCUACCUGUUCCCGAUGUUCGGCAUCACCGCCGCGCAAGCCGUCGUCGGCAUCCAGAUUGGCUACUGCGUAUCAGACAUCAUCUCCAAGUGCGGCGUGGGCCUGGUGAUCUACCAGAUCACGUAUGCCAAGUCGAGCAAGGGCGCGCUGCUGGGCUGACCUGGAGCUGGACGGCCCGUGGCUCGCGCUCGGGGGCCAGCUCGCCCUGGAGUUUUUUUUCGCGCGGCUUUCCGCUCAGGUCUUCCGACCAAGCAUCGUGGCAGUUUUCUUGGUGAAGCCGCCGAGCCGUUUUUGGACGGCUUCCGUGAAGCCACCGAGCUGUUCUCGGCCGAGAGGGAUUUGUAAAGCGACGUACGUGCCCUUCGACGCGGCUUUCCGCUCAGGUCUUCCGACUAAGCAUCGUGGCAGUUUUCUUGGUGAAGCCACCGAGCCGUUUUUGGACGGCUUCCGUGAAGCCACCGAGCUGUUCUCGGCCGAGAGGGAUUUGUAAAGCGACGUACGUGCCCUUCGACGCGGCUUUCCGCUCAGGUCUUCCGACCAAGCAUCGUGGCAGUUUUCUUGGUGAAACCACCGAGCCGUUUUUGGACGGCUUCCGUGAAGCCACCGAGCUGUUCUCGGCCGAGAGGGAUUUGUAAAGCGACGUACGUGCCCUUCGACGCGGUUUUCCGCUCAGGUCUUCCGACC